GUUACAUAAGAAGAGAGAAACCCUUUUUCUUCUAGAGAGAGAAACCGAGCACGCAGAAGAGAGAGAAAGCUUCGCAGCAGCAGUCAUCACGAAAACCAUGGCGGCAAUCGUCUCCCCCUGGGGCGCCAAGCCCGGCGCGUGGGCCCUCGACUCCGAGGAGCACGAGGACGAGCUCCUCCAGCAGCAGAAAUCUGACGCCGCCAGCGGCGGCCCCGCGGUGGCGGCGGCGGCGGCGGCGGCGGCGCCGCUUGCCGACUUCCCCUCCCUCUCCGCCGCGGCCACCAAGCCUAAGAAAAAGAAGGGCCAGGCCAUCCCGCUGGCCGAGUUCCACACAAAGCGCGCUGUUCCCAAAUAUGAACCGUCCAAGGGCCUCACGCGCGAGGAUCUCCUGAUGCUGCCCACCGGCCCGCGCGAGCGGUCCGCGGAGGAGCUGGACCGGAGCCGUCUCGGCGGGGGCUUCAAAUCGUACGGCACUGGACGCUAUGGAUCGAACAAUUCCGGGGAGGACUCCUCGAACUCGCGGUGGGGCUCGUCUAGGGUUUCGGACGAUUCGGGGAGGCAAGGAGGGUUCGGUAGGGACGAGAGCAGGGAGUCUUUGACCUCGCGGGCUGAUGAGGUCGAUGACUGGUCUAGUAUGAAGAAAUCGACGGCGGGAAAUGGUUUUGAGAAAAGAGAGAGGGGGGCGUUCUUCAGUUCGCAGUCGAAAGCUGAUGAAUCGGAUAGUUGGGUGUCGAAUAAGAGUUCUGAGCCACGGCGGUUCGGCGGUGAAGUGGGCAGAGAGAGGAGAGCGUUUAGCAGAGGGGGUUUUGAGGGUUCUAAUGGCGGGGGCGCAGAUGCUGAUAGAUGGGGCAGAAGGAAGGAAGAUGAGGGUAGUUUUGGCAGCGGCACAGAUGCUGAUAAAUGGAGCAAGAGGAAGGAAGACGAGGGUGGUUUUGGCAGCGGCACAGAUGCUGAUAAAUGGAGCAAGAGGAAGGAAGACGAGGGUGGUUUUGGCAGCGGCGCAGAUGCUGAUAAAUGGGGCAAGAGGAAGGAAGACGAGGGUAGUUUUGGGAGUUCAAGGCCCAGGCUGAAUUUACAGCCCAGGACGGUGGCUGUUAGUGAUGGGGCAGGGUCAGGUUCCGGUGCAGUGUCAAAGCCGAAAGCAUCGAGCCCCUUUGGAGAGGCGAGGCCGAGAGAGGAGGUGUUGAAGGGAAAGGGGCAGGACUGGAAGGAGAUUGAUGAGAAGUUGGAUACAAUGAAGAUUAAAGAAGUGGAGACAGGGGAUAAGGGAGAUGGGUAUUUUGGGAGGAGGAGCUUUGGGAGUGGAAAUGGAAGGGCCAAUUUACAAGAGGACAAGACCGAGGGGAGGUGGAAGAAGAAUGAUUCCAAUGAGGUCACCGUGGCACCUUCCCCAAGCGUUGAGAAUGACGACAUUGGAGAUGACAUUGGAGAUGACAUUGGAGUCGAAGGAAACUAAAUGGCGGAGAAGUUUCACAUAAUGACAGCUCGAGAGGAAGAGGAAGAGCACUUGCUUUAUAGCGGAUUGGCAGUUUUGAUCUGGUUGACUUAAGCUUUUUUAUUUGCAUCUCUGUGUUGGUUGUGAUUUUUGAUGUCCAUCAGUUAUGUGGAGAAUUCUUUUGGUGGAUUUCGCUUGUUACUACACGUUUGGUGGCAGCGGAUGUAUGUCAUAUGGACCUUAUAGUUAAUUUUUGUGGCUGCAAUGUAGUUGUUCCGACACUGCGACGACAGUGAUGAGAUAGACCAUAACUUAAGACAGUGACCAAAUAAGUGGUAUAUGUCUUUUGGUGCUGUUAACUUCUCUUUAACUGUUUUCAAUUUAUACACUGA
Eucalyptus grandis is the source of this 1827-nucleotide messenger RNA. Its product is annotated as eukaryotic translation initiation factor 4B3. Gene Ontology annotation, molecular function: translation initiation factor activity; mRNA binding. The record is from RefSeq and is a predicted model, not a curated record. The transcript is spliced from 2 exons. Lineage: Eukaryota; Viridiplantae; Streptophyta; Magnoliopsida; Myrtales; Myrtaceae. The coding region runs from base 98 to 1456 and encodes 452 amino acids.